GAAGUGUGCUGAGCAAGUGCCCAAGGUCUCUCUGGCGCUCCAGCCUCCUCCAAUUGCACCGUCGCUCAGGAUCAGUCUCUGAUGGACGUGGGGUGCUCAAGCCUUGCAUGAAUUGACGAGAAGGCUCCACAACAAUCUAGUCUUUUAUCUGCCCAGGACAGAGGGGGCGCAGUAGAUUUGGCCUCAGAUGAUCCUCAAAAGGGAUGGUAGACAAGUUGGUUGGACCUUCCUCUCUCCUUUCUUCCUGAAAAUCUGUAAUAGUUGAUUCAGGAGUCAUAGAUGGCAAUGAGUUUGUGGAUACAAGCUGAGUUCCAUCCCCUGGUGGGGUUGCUGAUGAAUUUUCCCUAGAUGACUUCCGAAACUGGUCAAAACAGUUAGAGUGUCGAUAACUUGUAUCAAACAUAUAAGGGCGACAAUCUUUAUCACGGGAAGAGCAUAUUAGGAGAAUUGCAUUGUGUGGAUGUUCCAUGCAUACAGGGCACCUGGACCCUUCCCGUUCCUUCAAAUUUUCCUCAGUGUCUGGAGGGUUUUUUGGCGAAGAUGGAUGACUAUGGCUGGAACUACAUAGAAAAGGAGAUCUCCUAUGUCUAUCAAAAGACAUGCAGCGAUCUCUUCUCUCUUUCGGCAUAUUAAAAUCUCAAAUAUACCAGCAGAAACUCUAAAUGUUGGAUCUUUCACAAAGCAGGGGCAGAACUCCGCUCCGUCGAUACAAAAGCAACCUCCGAUGCUCACUGUGUAUGUCCUUGUUCGAGUGAAUCGACCUAGUUCAAGCCCCUUUCGACCUAGUUCAAGCCCCAUGCCCAGGAGCAGAAGCCGGUCUAGCCCCUUAAGGGCUAAAGCACAACCAAGUGUGCGAAGGAGAUCCACCCGACUUUGGGGAGAGAGCUAUGAUGGGGAAACUGCAUCUUCUUCUAGAGAUGAGGAUAACGAGUCCUCUGAUGGCGGUUCAACUUCUUGGAGGUGUCGUGUGCGCAGUCGUACAACUCCUGAUGAGCAACAAUGUUUUCAAAUCCAUCAGAAGUUAUGGACUCCAUCAGAAGAUACGGACAAUUGCCGGAGGAUGCUGGAUCGCAUGACCAAAAGGAUGUGCGCGCUGGAGACAGUGACUCUGGAGAUUCCAUACAGCGAGUGCGACAGCGUGGCAAAGAUUUACAGGAAGGCAUCAAGUGGGGUGAAGCCGGCGGCGCUGGGGAAAGUGAAGGAGAAGGACCCAGAAGUUAAGGCGUUCAUCGAGAAGUGUCUCGGGCAACCGAGGGCCAGACCGUCGGCGGCAGAUCGAGCUCCUCAAAGACCCGUUCUUUAAUGAAGUUGACGAUGACAAAAACGAUAGCCUGUAGAGUGCAUUAACUUUUCUUCACGGUGCAGAAUUAUGUGCGUUGUUUUUUAUUAUUUUUACCUACAAAAUUGUUCCUUGGCUUUUUUAUUUGUUUUUUACGUCGUGGUGUGGAUUAGUAUGGAAUUGGGAUUUUUUUAAAUUAAUUUCUAGAGAUUCA
This is a messenger RNA of Rubroshorea leprosula, 1493 nucleotides long. NCBI's taxonomy places the organism in Eukaryota, Viridiplantae, Streptophyta, Magnoliopsida, Malvales, Dipterocarpaceae. The record is from the annotation of a GenBank genome assembly.